AUGGCAAGCUGUACCAGUGAUAGUGAUGAAGAACCAGUUGAUUACUCUAAUAGUCUUGACAUAUUACCUUACAACUUCGAACCAGAAGGUAGUAGUGAAGAAGAAUCUGCCUCAGAAUCAGAUUCUAGUCAUGAUGAUGAUGAAUUAUCAAGUACAACUUGGUGUUCCUGUAGUAAUUGUGUCAUAAUGCCUUCAAGAAGAGAGUGCCUUUGUUGCAGAGAUAUUCAAGCAAUAAUGAGCAAAAUCAAUGAAGUGAAUGAUACUCAAGUCAAAUGCAUAACAGAGCACCCUGGUUUUAGUGCAGUAUGUCUCAAUGUUUGGGUUCUUCAGACAGCAUAUGCACAAUACAGACAGCAGUAUGGCAAUUAUAAUGCUUCAAUGCAUGAGCGACACAGGUACACUGCUUAUCGUCAACUUGUAAGGUGGUGCUGGGGAUUGUUAGGACGAGAAGUCAGAGUCAUACUUCCAUCAUGUGCUGUAUCUAUUAUAAGAACAACAUUUCCAUCAAGUGCAUAUACUGGAUAUAGUAAUCCUUAA
Molecule: messenger RNA, 537 nt
Organism: Amphimedon queenslandica
Lineage: Eukaryota; Metazoa; Porifera; Demospongiae; Haplosclerida; Niphatidae
Product: P2X purinoceptor 7-like
Exons: 3
Coding region: 1-537 (178 amino acids)
Source: RefSeq, a predicted model, not a curated record